AUGGAUUCAGAGGACAUGGGCUCAGGUAAACUCGGCCAAAUACCGAAGCAGAUAUGGAGACAAAUGGUGCUAAGGCCGGCCCUCCUGGGUGAUGACCCUUGUGAAGGGUCUGGUGGUGCGACUUGCAUGGUCACAGUGGUCUUUCUGGGUCAAGACCUCAGUGGGGCCCUUCACCAGCUGUUGGAGCCUACUGCAGGCACUGUGCUGGCAGAAAUUUCUACUUUCAUAGACUGCCUCAUGAAAAUAAAUGAAUAUUUGGGGAGCACUGCUACACUUCUAAAGAAAGAAGAAAAGGAGAUGUGUAAUUUAUGCAGCACGCAUGAUGAAUGUACCCCACGGCGGACAAUGUCCACCAUUCACGAUAUCAAAGCCGCAGGCAUUGCUGCAAGAGGGGAACAAAAUGUCAUAGAAACAGCUACUGUUUCUCCCACAAAUGGAGAGGAAAGUCCUUAUACAAACCAGGUCCAGUUAAAAAAAAAUAAAGCACAUAUGAGUUCAGAAUUAGGGGGAAAAAACAAUACCUUAUUGAAUGGAGAUGUAAGAGAGCAAGGGGAGUCGCAGAACAAAACGUUCCCAGAUAAUGCUGAAAAUGAAGAUGAUAAACAAACAGAACACAUGACUGUUGAGAACACAAAUGGCAACAAGAAAGAGAUGCAUGACAUAAUCCAGACAACAGAAAGAGAAAUUCAAGAGACCUCAGAAAGCAAAGAGAUUACCACAUCCUCAAUAACAUGUGAUAUCUCCAGCAAGAAUCUGAAUAAUCUUCUUUCCAAUGAUUCAGAGAGUCUAAAGCAAAAGAAUAACAUAAUGGAGUAGGAGUAUUUUGAUAUGCUGAGUGAUACCAGCCCCCAGGUGUCUUGUUAUAUUACAGCACCAUCAUAUUUUCUACAACAUCUACAAUGCCAGGUAAUUAAUAGCAUGAGUUCUUUAAUAGUGAGUGAUAGUGAAGAGUUGGUCAGUAAUGUCAUCACUGUUGUCUCAGACAUGGAAAAAAAAAUUCCAUUUCUAAUAUGCAUUGCAAUUCCAUUUACUGCACAUUACAGGUGAAAUUACAGAAACAUCAUGGUGAAAGUGUCUGACAUAAACCUUCAAUCAAGUUACCUAACCCCAAAUUCACUGGAAGGAAUGAGAGGAAGUUAUAAGGGGACCUGGGCUGAAGUCAAAGUGUACAAGCUGGGUGUCUUCUCUGUUGUGUCUUGUUUAAAGAAAGAGUCCUUCAUAGUAACAAAGAAAGGCCUUACUCUUAAGCCAGGCAUGGGUUCCUGAGUGUCCUUAAAUUACCCUCCAGGGGUUUUCGGCUCCCCAGUGCUGGUACAAUUAAAGGUCCAACCAGUUGACCCAUCUUUGGUGACAUAUUUGAAAACACGGCAAGAUACUUCCUACCUGGUAGUAUCCACAAGCCCUCUGAUCCAUGUUAAGCACCCAUCAACACGUCCUUUCCAAAAGCCAGUCACUGUAUUCCUACCUUAUUCUCCACACCCUGAUGAAAAGACUCUUGGAUCUGAGAUAGAUCAUAAAAGAACAGAUGGUGCCACAACAAACAGGAUCAUACCUUUCUACCUCAACCGGACAAAAAGCGCUUCCAUAAGAAAACCUGGGACGAAUGCCUGUGAAUCUUUGAAAUUACUGGGAUUCAGAGGCCAAGACAGUGGUUGGUUUGGGCUGGAUGAUGUGGUCGUGAGAAACAUGCAGAGUGGCUUGAUAUCGUUUGAGUUGUGUGAACAUUUAGAGAGGUUUAUUGUGCUUCAUCUUUCUUCCAAUGUGGAAAACAGCCAUUUGGUUUCUUUCAUGAAAGCUCUGGAGGAAGCCAUGCUCAGCGGCAUUGCCUGUGCUGUUCUUUGCCACCAGAAAGACAAUCCCCGGAGAGUCAUUAUUCUCAGGCCGUCCAAAGAUUUAAACCAGGUGCUUCGGAACCUGCGCUCAGAAACGUUCGGUGGUCCCCAGGAGCCAUCGCGCUCCUUCCAAGUAAAAGGAGACCAACUUCUUUUAAGAUUUACUGGAAAUAACUUUGCUUCAAGCAAUGGGAAGGAUUAUGGAAAAGAUUACAAGCUUAUUUUUCAUUUACAAAGAAAACCCAGGCUGGAACUCCAAAUCAAAGAGGUGGAUGAAUUUGGAAACUAUAGCUGCCCUCAUUAUAAGGGCACCAUUGUAGUUCAUAAAAUACCUAAAUAAAAGGUAGUCCACAACUUGGAUCAAUCUCUUAUACUUGAUGAAAACCACUAUCAGUUGCCAAUUUGCAAAUUACCAUUGAAAUUGCCAAAGCAUAAAAAAUUGAUCAACCAUCCACAGAGUAAAAGAAUUUCUACCGAUCCUGUAGAAGCCCUGUGGGACAACCUGCUGCACUGGCUGGCCGAGGAGCUCUCCAAAGAAAACGCCGCGAGUCUCUCCUUGUCCCUCCCUCUUAGCUGCAGCACCAUUGAGCUCAUCAGACUGAAGAACCCUGGUGAUCUCACAGAACAGAUCCACGAACUUCUUUGCUUCUGGAAAAAAUCACUUCCAAAUUCCACCGACAAAGCUCGCCUUCUGGCUCGUCACCUCCACAAGAUUGGCAGGAGCGAUCUUUCCGAAGAGCUCAAAUUCAAGUGGGGAAAGAAGGUGUUCAUGGAGCCACAGCAGUGGUUUGAUUCAGCAGAGUAA
Messenger RNA from Mirounga angustirostris (Northern elephant seal), 2637 nucleotides. RefSeq names its product death domain containing 1 (gene DTHD1). Gene Ontology annotation, molecular function: protein binding. The record is from RefSeq and is a predicted model, not a curated record. Gene Ontology annotation, biological process: signal transduction. Lineage: Eukaryota; Metazoa; Chordata; Mammalia; Carnivora; Phocidae.